CGUAUAUUAAAAACCUUUGUAAUCCACAUGAUUUGAAAAACCCAUUUCCACAACUCACUUUGAUUCUUUCUUCUCAUUCAACCACACAUUCUCUCUUUCUCUCUCCUAAAAUCCCUCGCCCCGUGUCCCUCUUUCUCAAGAUUCUCUCUCUCCAUAUCAAUUCCUUCUCUCUUAUCGCUCCUCCAUAUAUCUCCCCUUCCCCCACUUCCUCAUUCUCUCUCUCCUUCGUCUUCCAAAUCAACAACUCUUCUCUGAGUCUCUCAUAUAUUUCCUUCAAAUCAUUUGGAUUAUUAUACUUACAAAGACGACCAACAAUGGCGGAUAUCAUUCGGAGAAAUUGUGAGCUUUGUGCCGGGGAAGCGUCGGUGUACUGCCCCUCCGAUAACGCGUUUCUUUGUUACACUUGUGAUACCAAGGUCCACUGUGCGAAUUUCCUUGUUGCGCGUCAUGUUCGCUCUUUGAUCUGUCCUAAUUGUCGGACAACGGACGGGAAUCGGUUUUCCGGUGCCGGAGUUCCUACUCCGGCGACGAUAUUUUGUAACGAUUGCUCUCCUCAGAAGGAGGAUUCUGUUGAGGAUGGUUCUCACUCCUCGUAUUCUUCCUGCAUUUCAAGCACCGGUGAGGAGGCGGCAGUGUCGUCGUCGUCGACUAUGUCGAGGAAGAGAGUGAAGGUUGAUGUGCGGAGGAGAGAGAAAGGGACGGCUGUGGUGGAUUUGAAGGUGGAGGGUGUUUUGGUAAAUUGGUGCAGGAGGAUGGGGGUGGUAGAGGAAAAAGAUGUUUCUCAGGUGGUUAACAUGGCGGUUGAGUUGCUAAGUGGUUGCUUGGACGGAAUUACAGUCUGGCCCUUUCGGGUUUCAUUAGCGGCAUCCUUCUGGGUAGCGGUUAGGGUUUGCUGCCGCCGUGGUGGUGGUGCGAGAUGCUUAUCCCCGCCGCCGACGACUCAGGAUCUCAGGCGGGUGGAGCAGAUCUCGGGAGUUCCAGCUAAGCUGAUCAUAGCCACCGAAGCCAAGCUGGCGCGUGUGAUCAAACGCAGAAGCUCACGUGUGAAUCACGAGGAAGGCUGGGCUGAGUGCUAAUCGUAAUUUCCAAACCAUAAAUAGCAAAAAAAAAAAAAAAAAACAGAAAUUAGUUUGUUUCAAUAUUACUAAAAGAAACAAAAGGAUGAGUAGGAUUUCUAUGGUGGAAUGGUAGAUUGGUAGGUUUAAUAUGUGGUGUUUGUUUUUUCAUUUGUUAUUUGGGAAUGAAUGUAUAUCUAAACUAAAUCCAGAUCAUGGUAAUUUUGUGAUUAUCAUACAAUUGCAAAGUAUUCGUACGCUUUAUUAUUCA
Spinacia oleracea (spinach) is the source of this 1326-nucleotide messenger RNA. Its product is annotated as B-box zinc finger protein 32. The transcript has a single exon. Bases 315 to 1076 code for a protein of 253 amino acids. Gene Ontology annotation, molecular function: zinc ion binding. The record is from RefSeq and is a predicted model, not a curated record. NCBI's taxonomy places the organism in Eukaryota, Viridiplantae, Streptophyta, Magnoliopsida, Caryophyllales, Amaranthaceae.